This is a messenger RNA of Bemisia tabaci, 1462 nucleotides long. Lineage: Eukaryota; Metazoa; Arthropoda; Insecta; Hemiptera; Aleyrodidae. The record is from RefSeq and is a predicted model, not a curated record.
UUUUAUAAUUCAUCCCCCUCCAAGAUUUCUACUUGAACUUGUGACUUACUUAAUAAUUCAAGGUGUCGGGCACUGAUAGUGUCUGAUAGUAACUGCAUUGCUUUCAGAGUGCAGUAAGUGUCUAAGGUGCAAUCAUGAAGUCGUUAAUAUUUGGAUUCGCUCUGGCUAUAGCCUCCCGCGGAGGAUUCGCAGCUCCGUUCCUGAAACCCUACACGGAGCCUCCGAUCCCACACACACACCACCACGGCGACCACUACCACGGCGAACGCGGCGCCUACGAGAGUCAACACAAAGUCGACCUCGAGAGCCAACAUCAACUCAGCUACGACAGCGUCAAGAAGACUCAGAUCGGCGGCGGCCACGGGUACUCCGGCUCAGGUUACGGAACUUCAGGUCUCGGAUCCCCAGGUUUCAGCCACGGCUCAGGAGGUCUCGGAUCCCCGAGUCUCAGCCACGGAUCAGGAGGUCUCGGAUCCCCGGGUCUCAACCACGGGCCAGGAGGUCUCGGAUCCCCGGGUCUCAGCCACGGGUCAGGAGGUCUCAGCCACGGUUCCGGCGGUUUCGGCUCCCCCACCUUCAGCCAAGGCUCCAUCGGAGGCCCCCACAAGGACGUCGGCUACGGAUCCCCCACUUUCAGCGGCGGCCCCCACACGGACUACAGCCUCCCGAGUUUAGGCCACCAGAGCGGCGGUUUCGGCCAGUCGGGCGCCGGGAGCUUCAGCCAGUCCUCGGCCGGGAGUUUCAGCCAAUCCAGCGCGGGGAGCGUGGCGCACACCGCGAGCGGUGUCGGCCACCAGAGCAGUUUAGGCCACGGCGGUCUGGAUUACGGCCACCAGACGAAGCUCGACCACGACCUCAAGGGCCACGGUUUGGUCGGGCCGGGGCACAGGAUCGACUCGGUCGGUGACAGGUACGCCAAGCGGGACGAGGAGCACGUUAGAACCGGUAGUUCCUCCUUCAGCACGAGCUACAGCAGUUCCAACGCUGGUGCCAACUCUUAUAAGGAGUCCACGAUGAGGAGAUACUGAUAGACGAUUCAACUGAAAUCCCGGUGCGUUGAGGCGUGGUUGUACGAUCAAUACCAUCGUCAAUAUCCCAAGGUCAGGCAGUGCAGGUGUCAACCGGAAAUGAAGUAACGAAAAGUCAAAGUUCGAGAGGUUCGGCUAAAUGGACUUCAUUUUGCAAUUCGGAACUAUAACUUCGUACUAAAACUAAAAAAUCGUGCAGGAAAAGUUGUGUAUCGACGAAAAUCAUGGGUUUUAAGAAAGGGACUAUACUCUUUGAGAAGGUUUCUUGAGUCACUGUAUCCGAAAUUUGGAAAUAUUUAGUUCGCGUUAAAAUUUUUAAUACGUGGUUUAGGGUUACGCUACUAUUAUGAAUAAUUCCAGGACAACUUUGUGAAUUGCGAAUUAAUGUGCGAAUAAGAUUUGCCAAGCGGAAAAAUCGUUUAACUGAAUUCGAA